AUGCCGAAUGGAUCACUUGAAAAGUUUAUCUAUGAAGAAAGAUGUGAAAAUGUUCGCCAAUUGGGUUGGCCAAUAUUGUACAAAAUUGGACUAGGCAUAGCUCGAGGAUUGGAGUACUUGCAUCGUGGUUGUACCACUCGGACUUUGCAUUUUGAUAUAAAACCUCAUAAUAUCCUGCUUGAUGAAGAUUUUUUUCCUAAGAUCUCCGACUUUGGUCUUGCCAAACUGUGCGUGAAAAAGGAGAGCAUUCUGUCAAUGUUAGGUGCACGAGGAACCAUCGGUUAUAUCGCUCCUGAAAUUGUUUGCAGAAAUUUAGGAGGUGUCUCUCACAAGUCUGAUGUCUAUAGCUAUGGAAUGAUGGUCCUAGAGAUGGUUGGAGGAAGAAAAAACGUUGACGCUGGAGCUGAUCGCACGAGUGAGAUCUACUUUCCACAUUGGCUCUAUCAACGAAUUGAACAAGAUGAAGAGCUUCAACUAAUUGGGAUAAUGAACGAAGAGGAGAAGGAAUAUGCAAAAAAGAUGGUGAUGGAGAGUUUGUGCUGCAUACAAACUGAUCCCUCAAAUCGACCAUCUAUGACUAAGGUUGUGGAGAUGUUAGAAGGAAACCUAGACUCCAUGCAAAUUCCUCCCAAGCCUUACCUAUAUUCGUCUUCAAGAACCGAGGUAGAUUCAUCAGCAGUGGAACUGACCUAGUCUUAUUUUGUUAUGAACUUUCAGCAAAAGCUGGUAUUGUUGCCUCUAUUUUCGUCGACUACUGAAUUUGUUACUCGCUCUGUACCAUUUUAUAAGACACACUUUCCGUUUUAAUCUGUUUUGUGUUGUAUCCAAAUGAAG
Molecule: messenger RNA, 834 nt
Organism: Capsicum annuum
Lineage: Eukaryota; Viridiplantae; Streptophyta; Magnoliopsida; Solanales; Solanaceae
Product: rust resistance kinase Lr10-like
Exons: 1
Biological process (GO): protein phosphorylation
Molecular function (GO): protein kinase activity; ATP binding
Source: RefSeq, a predicted model, not a curated record